UUGUCUUAUGAGCUUAUAAUUGGUAGAAUCCUUUAAUUUAUCUCUUCAUUCCUCCAUUUGCUUUCUAUUAUCUUCAGCAAUGGCGCUGGCAUCAGCCAUCCCAGUACUCCCAUCGCUCUCGAUUAUCAGCAAUACCCUCCAUUGUUCGAACCUCAGAAGCUCUCUAUCUUUCCCCAUUAUCACUUCUCAUCCAAAGGUCGGGGGUUUGAGCAUAAAGUGCGUGCGUGUGGGAGGAGUAGAAAUACCCAACAACAAGAGAGUGGAAUUCUCGCUGCGGUACAUCCAUGGGAUUGGGCGAAGCAUAUCAAAGCAGAUUCUCUGUGACAUUGGCAUGGAGAACAAGGUGACCAAGGAAUUAUCCGAAGAAGAGCUCACAUCUCUCCGUGAUCAAGUCUCCAAGUACAUGAUUGAAGGCGACCUAGACUGGAAAACGGGAGCAAUUUUGUUACGAGAGGAGAUUCAACGCUCUUGCAAUUAGGAGAUUGAAGGACAUUCAGUGCUACAGAGGGAUACGACAUAUUAAAGGCUUGCCAUGUAGAGGACAACGCACAAAGAACAAUUGUCGUACUCUGAAGGGGAAGAGGGUGGCCAUUGCAGGGAAGAAGAAAGCACCUCGCUAAUUUAAUUUAAGAUGUAUAAGCAUGGUCAGUGGCUGAACAGCAGUCGCUGCAUAUCUCACUGUUGGUUGGUAACUUGGUAUAAAUAUACCCCCCCCCCUCCCUCUCCAUUUGUGUUAUAACUUUACUAUAAGUAUAACCCACCCCAAGAGUUGCGUAUGUCACUGUUUGGAUUGUAGCUAGACUAGAACGAAAUUAUUACAUCACUAAAAUGUUACUCCCUCCGUCCCUAAUCUUUCUCCCUUUUGGGCUGGGCACAUUUAUUAAGAUAGUGGGAUUUGUGUGGUGGAGAGUUGUGCAGAGGAG
Cuscuta europaea is the source of this 923-nucleotide messenger RNA. The record is from the annotation of a GenBank genome assembly. NCBI's taxonomy places the organism in Eukaryota, Viridiplantae, Streptophyta, Magnoliopsida, Solanales, Convolvulaceae.